AUGCAGACCUUCAAUGGCGACUGCAGUCUUCUCGACUCAGCCUUAGUGAUUGCCAUAUCCGACGCUACCCUCAUUUCGUUCGUGAUCGCCCCCAUACUCGCUUCAGAUGCAGAAUAUGUAGACUCAAACUCGCUAUCCGCGAAUAUACACUCAUCGCAUGCUCGACCACCGCCAGCUCAGAUCCUGUUUCUCGGUGCGCCCCUCCUUGAAACUCCCUCACUCCUGGCACCCCAUCCUUUCAUCUCCCCAGAUCCACACCAUGCCUCCUGCUACGACAAAUCCCAUUGCAAUUCCUCCUCCGGCAUCACUUGCGUCACCGGAACUUAA
Coniophora puteana RWD-64-598 SS2 is the source of this 327-nucleotide messenger RNA. RefSeq lists its product as uncharacterized. The record is from RefSeq and is a predicted model, not a curated record. NCBI's taxonomy places the organism in Eukaryota, Fungi, Basidiomycota, Agaricomycetes, Boletales, Coniophoraceae. Bases 1 to 327 code for a protein of 108 amino acids. The transcript is spliced from 4 exons.